Messenger RNA from Saprolegnia parasitica CBS 223.65, 553 nucleotides. RefSeq lists its product as hypothetical. The annotation marks the transcript as partial. NCBI's taxonomy places the organism in Eukaryota, Oomycota, Saprolegniomycetes, Saprolegniales, Saprolegniaceae. The record is from RefSeq and is a predicted model, not a curated record. The transcript has a single exon.
AUGGCGCAACCAUUGGGGAAGCUCGACCUCGAAGAGCGCGUCUCGUACAUCGCCUCGGCCACGCCGCACGACGCUGAGAAGGACGGGUACGCCGACGUCAAGACGCCUGGCGAGCUCGAAGACGGUGCGCUUGUCGAGGGCGGGGCGCUGCACCUCUUCUCGCGCGAAGCGUUUGGUCUCUUUUCGCAGUACGGUGCGAUCGGCAUCAUCUACGGCAUGAUCCCAUACCUCUCAUAUGCGCUGUACACCAACUACCUCGGCAUGGAAGGGUACCAGACCGCGUCGUACGGUGUGCUCGUGACCACGGGCUGGUCGUUCAAGGUGUUCUGGGGCAUGCUCUCGGAUUGCUUUCCCAUCUUUGGCUACCGUCGCAAGUCGUGGAUGCUCGUCGGGUGGACCAUCACGAUGCUCUGCUUGGCCAUCAUGACGUUUUCGCCGUUCGGUGCGCCGUACUGCGACCGCCGCCUCACCAAAGACCUCUGCAACCUCCCGAUCGAAAACGUCAAACCCUCUGACAUUGCCUUGUACUUUGACUUGGACGCGCCGAACCGCG